AUGAUCUUUGUGAUCUAGGUUUAUAAAAAAUCAGUAAUCCCAAUCAAAUCUAGUAAUUGUCGUGUAGCUAAUUUUGUGAAAUUUGUUUAUUCGGAUAAUGUAAGAAAUGUAUAGCUAAUCUUUUUCUGUUAAAAAAUGAAUGUAUUUCUAAAAUCUCAAAAGGAAUACUUGUAUUUGAAGAUGGAAUUCAUUAAAAUCGAAUAGAGAUUGGUUGCUAUAAAUGUAAUAAUAGUUGUCAAAUUUAAUGCCUUUAAUGUUUGAAUUCUUAUUGUAUCUAAUGUAUUAAUGGUUGGUCUCUUAAUGAUGGAAUUUGCAUUUAAAAUUGUGGAGAUAAUUAAGUGGCUGUAAUUUCUCAAGAGGAAUGUGAUUCUAAUUAAGAUGAGUGUAUAAAUUGUAAGUUUGUUUGUCCUGACAAUUGCGAAUUUUGCAUAAAUUCUUAAGAAUGUUUGAUUUGCUAUGAACCCUAUAUUAAGAUAAAUAAUGAAUGUUAAUAAGCUUGUUUGGUUGGAUGUAAGAAAUGUAUUAAUGGUAUUUGUUAUGAUAAUUGCCCAAAUGGUGAAUUAAAUAUUGAUGGAAUUUGCUAUUCAAUUUGUGGAGAUGGUAUAUAAUAGUAAAAAGAAUAAUGUGAUGAUGGUAAUAAUAUUUAAUUUGAUGGAUGCUAUAAAUGUGAAUAUUCAUGUCCAAUCUAUUGUAAAAAUUGUUUUCAAGGAAUUUGUUAUGAAUGUUAACCACACUUUUUACUGAUUGAUAAUAAAUGUUAUGAUGACUGUGGCAGUGGAAUAAAAGCUUAUGAAGAAGAAUGUGAUGAUGGUAAUAUUAUUGAUCUUGAUGGUUGUACUUCUACCUGUAAAAUUGAACUUGAAUAUAAAUGUUAAGAAAUCUCUUUUAGUUAUUCUGAUUGUUAAUAUUCUCCCUCUCCUUACAUGCUAGUCAAAUUCUUAAACUAAACUUAUAAUAAGUAUUAUCUUGAAAUUACAUUCUCUUAAGCCAUCUAUUUCAAUAAGAGUUAUAUUUUAUCAACUCUAUUUAAUUUUAGUAUUGAUUCAAUAUCCACUUCAGAUUAUUCAAUCAAAUUACAAUCCAACUAAUAAUCAGUAAUCAAUUAAAUUCUACACUUUUAAUUUAAAGUUCAAAUUAAAUUAUUAACUUCUACAAAUAGUAGCAUUGUUAAUCUGAAUAUUCAACUUAAUAAUUAAGCAUUUAAUUAAGAAGAUAUCAAAUUACUCAAUCCUAAACAAUCAAUAUUUCUAAAGUAAUUUGUCUCUAUGAGCGAAUCUGAUUUACAUAAGACUAAAUAACUCACUUAAUCAUAACAAGUUAUGAUCAUAGCUUAGGGAAUUUGUGGGGUUAUUGUUUUAAUUUCUGGCAAUUUUCAAAUCUUUGUUGAAAUUUUAGAUAAUCUCUAAUACUAAUCAUACUUAAAAUAUAUCAAUAUCAUUUAUCCUGAAAAUCUUUAUAUUUUUUUUGAAUCUACUAAUUUUAUAAGUAUUAUACCAAUUUUAAAUUAUCUCAACAUCAAUCAAUUUUAUUCAUAAUUAUUGUUUUCAGACUUUAUUGAGUCUUAUGCUAAAUUAAAAUUUUACAAUUUAAAUGCUCAUUUAUUAAAUAAUUUGGAAUUUUUUUUUAUUUAGGUUAUAUCAACUUUUUUAUUUGUUAUUCUAUUGAAAUUUAUUUGUUACAUCACUUUUAAAGUAAUUUAUAAAAUUUAAACCUAACAUUUGCUAGUUUUAAAGCUCAGAAGUUUCAAAUCUAAACUAAUGAUAAUAUCACUUAAUUGGAUAUAUAAUUUUUUUCAUCAGAUCUAAAUUUUUAUCUAUUAAUUUUAUUAAGAUGGUUUGAUAGAUUUAUUGUUAGCUAAUGCCUGGGAUUUACUAUUUAAAGCAUUUUUAUAAUUAGAGUCCUCAUCAUAUUUGGAGGUUAUUUCCAUAAUAUAAAUAGCAUUAUGUUAUAUUAUUUUGGCUUCCUCAGCAAUAUUUAUAAUCUAUUUCUUUAAGCAGGUCUACUCAAGAAAAGAAUAUCAAUUAAAUUAUAAAUACAAAGCUGUCUAUGUGCUUAAACAGUUUUUAUUUUGUUAUUUCUUAAUAUGUUUUCAAAAUAAUUAAUUGAUUUAAUUAUUGAUGUUAACAACAACAAAUAUGAUUUACUUAAUAAUGUUAAUUUUUGUAGACUUUAAUUUAAAAAAAUUAGAUAAAGUACAAUUUAUCAUCUUAGAAAUUUCAAUAAUUUCAUUUACUUUUUCCUCGCUAUUUUAUUUAGAGGACUACAGUUAUUUAAUUAAUGAAGAAAAUAAAAUCCUUUUAGGUUUUUCUUAAAUUUAUUUGUUGAUUUCAGGUUUGCUGGCAAUUUUCAUUAAAUAGAUCAUAAUGAUUUAUUAAUAAAUUAAAAAAAGAUGUCUUAAAAAGAAGAAAAAAAGGACAGCUUACAAAAAGGCAACACAUUUAAUUUUUGAAGCGGUUAUGUGA
Molecule: messenger RNA, 2462 nt
Organism: Paramecium sonneborni
Lineage: Eukaryota; Ciliophora; Oligohymenophorea; Peniculida; Parameciidae
Source: the annotation of a GenBank genome assembly